CUAUUUUUACGCCAUAUUACUACACCCACUCUGCUCUAUUUCCACCCUCGAGUGUAGAUGUCGUAACCAAAAGGACGUCAAGCCCAUCUGGGCUCGUGACGUAAGCACGUUUCGAUAGACAUCCGCUAGUGCGCUUGCGUCCUGAAGUCAUAUUCAAGAUGGCGGCGCCCUGUAAUGACAUUACACUGUGUUGACAGGUUAGUAGCUUCCAUAGUGCGGCUGUUUACAAUGCUUUAUCUAGUAUGUCACUUUAAAUAGACUAUGCACUAAAAUACAGCUUUUAUGAAUUGAUAGCUCCACUUUUAUUAAAGUUAAAAUCUCUUUGUUAAUAUUUAAAACGUGUGACUAUAUGAGGAUUGCAUAAUGAUUAAAUCCAUCCAUAUCUGUGGUACUAUGCAAUUUGCUUUCACAAUUUUGUGUUAAUUAAGAUAUAAAGUAAAUUACUCUUUAUUGUGUUUUUUACAUUUAUUUAUUUCUUCCCCAAUUCUUGUGAGGGGAAAAAAAAAGAUUAGUUAAAAUCUAUUGGGUCCAAAAAUCUCCACUUGUUAUAGUCACAGCAUGGCUAUUGAAACCUUCAUUUUGUUAUUUUAAUUUCAGUUUGCUACUAUUUCAAAUUUAGUGACUAAACCCCAUUGAAUGUUUUUAACCAGAUACAACUCAUUUUUCUUUAGUGCAUAUAUAUAUAUAUAUAUGUGUGUGUGUGUGUGUGUGUGUGUGUGUAUGUGUAUAUAUAUAUAUAUAUAUAUAUAUAUAUAUAAUUCAAAAAGAUGGUCUGCACUCCCAGGCUCCAAUUAAAAUGUAACUUUUUUUUAUUUUCACAUCAAAAAAAUAAAAGAAAAAGGUCAACGUUUCAGACCCCGAUUGGGACUUUCCUCAGGACAGCUCAGAUCUCACAAAAGGAACCCGGCGGAACUGAUGGCAAGAGCUCCCCAGGUCCUCUCCUGCCUCCCUAACUGCCUGUGGGUUGGUGAGGGGAGGCUUAGAGCAGAGCCGGCGCUCAGAUAGCGCUGGCUCUGCAUGAGCUGACAGGGGAGAUCCUGAGAUCUACCAUGACGGUCUCACUCCAUAGGCGUGUCACGGGGAUUAGGGUGUGCCCAGGCACACCCCGUGCGCACGCCUAUGUGUACACACCAUUUGGGUCAAAUUAUCUUCUGGUGGAAGCGUGAAUCGGCUUCAACCAUUUAACAUAAGAGUAUUGUAUUUAUUCAGAGGUAAAGUUGCCAACUAGGAGUAUGUUAAGGUUUAUGCACCAAACAGUGACGUGGAAGUAAAACUGCAAAUCAAAAAUGUAUUUAACUGUAGCCAGAGUCAGAUUUUUGUUCUAUGCCUGCUAUUUUGAUAUUCAUUUUGUGGUACAACUUUUAAAUUAACUUAAAUCCACUGCUUAGAGAAUAAAUCCUAACAUGCUGUUCUUAUUGUGUUUUGUCUUUUUCCCAAUUGUACAGCGUUGCAGAGUUUGGCGCUUUAUAAAUGCCAGUAAUAAAAAAAUAAAAUAAAAAUGCAUAAAUAUUUGGGAGACUGUUUUGACAGAGCGUGAAAUAUGUGUUUUUGCUUUAUAAAUACUCACCUUUCAUUUCUUUUCAGGUAAAAGCUGAUGCACUCUAGGUCACAAUUACCUUUUUCUUCCUGGUAAUAGAUCUGGUCGUAGAUUAGGAAGAUUAGAAAUUGGACUUAAAAAUGUUUCUUCUGGUGACUCUCCGGUCCAGCUUGGCACAGAGCAGGCAGCAUGCACUACGCUUCAUACACUGUGAAAGAGGGCAGGUAACUGAUGUGUAAGGUUUGAUUGUUUUUAUUUCUUCCUUAGGUGUGUGUGUGUGUGUAUAUAUAUGUGUGUGUGUGUGUGUGUGUGUGUGUGUGUGUGUGUAUAGAGAUAUAUAUAUAUAUAUAUAUAUAUAUAUAUAUAUAUAUAUAUAUAUAUAUUUGUCAGUUUCACCAUCGCACCCCCUUCAGAUAUGGUAAACAACCAAAGAUCAAUUUGAUAUAGGUUAGUGAUUAAUGCUAUACAUUUGGAAAUCUGUAUCCUUUUGUAGGCAGUAAAAAUGUUUUAACUUUUUAUAUUUUAUUGUGUGCUGUAGGCUGGUUGCAUCCCCAGCACAUGUGACAUUGGCAGCCCAGAACUCUGUUCCUGGCUGUCGAUAUCAAUUCUGUGCAUAAAAAACAUCUGUCGUCGGCGUGCACUGCAUGCUGCCAACAGACGUGAUAAUCUUGCACGCAGAGUGCUUGCAAGGGCAAGGUUGCUAUCCCCUCCCACCUCCCUUUUGAAGCACAUUAUUGAUAUAUUUUUUUUUUUAUUUAAAAAAAAAAACAACGAAAUAUUGUCUUUGGCGCAAAAAGUGCACUGUGCAAAUUCACAAUAUGUGCAGAAUAGGAUGUAAAAUAUCAGUGUAUAUAUAUAUGUAUAUAUAUAUAUUCCUAUUUUCAUAUAUCUACACGUUAUCUUCUGUAUUUUUCUAACUCUCAUUUUAUAUUUAUCUAUUCACCAUAAAGGAAAUCUUCAACUGAUUGUAGUACGUUUUGAAGUGGAUUUUAUUUGUGGUUUUAUAACCAUAUAUUAAUACUUUGAAUACAUUUUGUAAAUAGCAAAUUUAAUUUGUAAUUUUAAAUGUAUUGUUAUUGGUAAGGAUAAUGCAAGUUCCCAGGUUCUGUAAAUACAUGCAUAUACACAUAGUUUGAUAUAUUUUAUCUAGGAUCAGGGAUCCCUUGCAUUUUCCUUUGUAUUUAACAGUGUUUAAUUGCUUUUUUGCACUUUCUGGACAAUGUCUAUACUGAUAAAGUUGAUUGAAAACGUAAAAAAUAAAUAAAACUUGGGUGUUUAGUUCCGAAUGGGAUGACGUCACCAACAAAAAACUGCGAACAAGGAAGUUGUCAAUUGUAAGGCGGAGAAACCAAUUAAUUCAGGUAUAAAAAGGCAAACGCUCUUAACCCCUUAAGGACACAUGACAUGUGUGAGAUGUCAUGAUUCCCUUUUAUUCCAGACGUUUGGUCCUUAAGGGGUUAAAGGAAUCACAAUUUUUGAAACAGUCCAGAACGUGGAAGAAAGGCAUUGAGCGAAUCCAAAUGCACAAACGCACUACAAGGACUCUAGCGAACUGAAAUUCUGGUGAAUGAACUUUGCCUUUCCAGACGAUUGCUACUACUGCAUAGGAUCCUGUGGACAGCAUAUGAUUGCUGGUGAAGUUCCCCCCUGGUGGCCAAUCUGUAUAUACCACAAAAACGUUUGUUCAAAUAUCCUUUUGAGUGUAAAUGUGGUUGUUUAAAAUUUGUAUUGUUAUAAUAAAUAUUACACUAUAUUAUUUUUUUUUCUCAAUAUAUGAUCCACUUUGUAUAUACUAAUUCUGAGAGUGCCCUGACCUGAUUUUAACACCUUUUUAAAGGUAAUAUUGAUAUUUUUCAUUAUAUUCUGCACAUAAUUGUGAAUAUGCACAGUGCACAUUUUUGCACCAAAGACAGUGUUUUGGAACUAUUGGAGGGGAUAUUAUCUAUUAGGCUGUACUUUUGCACUUUAUCAGUUUACUAGGUGUGUGGUUUUUUUUUUUUUUUUUUAUUUAAACCUUUUCUCCUCUCCCUCCCAUGCCAGCAUUGAGUGCACACAUGCACUCUGAGCAGACAAAAUUGUCCAAUCAUAUGAUUCUCGAUGAGAAGUCUGUGAUUGGACUGCACGUGGCUCCUCCUGCUGGAUUCUGUGUGUGUAAAAGCUUUAUUUUGCGGGGGAGGGGGUAAAUCUCCAUAAUGCCCAAUAAGGUAUUUUAUAUAGAUUUCCCCUUCCCCCUUAAUGGGUUAUAUAACCCUUUAAACAAAAGUUGUUUUGAUUGAAAAGUGUCCCUUUUAGGUGCGGUUUUAUUUCAUCAGUAAGAUCAUUCCACAGAAGGGCAUACAGUAGAUAUCAUGGACAGAGAAGAACAAAAUGGCUGCACCCAGGUAUUGAGACCCAGCUCAAGGAAUAAAAAUAGUAAUCUAAAUAAAAGCAAGUGACAAGGGAGUUGGUAUAAUCAUUAAUAUAUAGAAAGCAUAAGGAAUUGAAAACCAAAAGGGGGAAAAAAGUGACAAGGCCAUUUUAAGAAGCACAAUCCGUUAUUUGCUGAUACAUAAUCACAUAAGAUAUCAUACAGCUUUCUUGACCUUUGUUACAGAAGAACGGCACACAUUGGAGAGAUUUCAUUCUUCAAAAAAGAUGGAAAAGCAGCACGAUAUCAGAAAUGGCAGCUCCAUCCAGAGCUGCAGUUGGGUCUUUACCCAACUCUGCUGCAGAGCGUACAAUGGGGCGCUGGCUUUUAGUCUGUAGUGGGAUGGUGGCUGGAGCUGUUAUACUUGGAGGCGUAACCAGGUGAGACACUUAGCUUUAAUUAUUCAAAAUGGUUAUUUGAAAGUUAGUCUUAUAAAUCAGAGAGCAGAAUAUGGUGUUUCAUCAACUCAACUAGUUUGUUACUUCGUAACUCAAUUUUAAAAACCUGCGAAACACAUUGAGUUUUUAGAGUUAAAUUCUUAAUGUAAAUUAAUUUUGUCUAUGACUUUAAAUAGAUUAACAGAAUCCGGGCUUUCUAUGGUUGAUUGGCAUUUAGUAAAGGAGAUGAAACCACCAUCUACAAAAGAUGAAUGGGAAGCAGAAUUCCAGAAAUACCAGCAAUACCCGGAGUUCAAAAUGUAAGUGCGUGUAGUAUAAUUUAUUAACAUGGUAAAAGAAGAAUAUAUUCAUUAGACCAAUCAUUUACCAACAGAGCUAUUUAUUAAAAUGAAAGGUGUUAGAAAUUCAAAGUGAAUUUUAAACUAAAGGUCAAAAUAGCUGAACUGGAAAAAGCUUCCAGUUGGGCCACCUUGGCCUUAAAUUCAAUAUUAAUUUAGCAUCCACUUUCAUUUCCCGACAAUUCUUAUUCUAGUAAAUAACCCUGCAAGUAAAACAUUUCCAAUAAUAAAACAUUUUAUGUCUAAAAAUAUUUUUAUUUUGCUAGCAAGAUUGAUAUAAACCCAUAGCUUCUAGGCCAUUUCACACCUGUGUUCUAAAGUUAUGUUUCGGCUUUGCACUCAAAAUAUUGCCAAUAUCCAUCAAUAAACAUCAUGCAUUCCAUAUUGUUUAUCUUUUAAGCAGGUCUUUUAGGGGAAAAAACCUUCAGUAAAAAUAAAUAUGCAAAUUUUGAAAGUUACCGUGCAAACAUAAAAAAAUAGAAUAACAUUUUUUGACACAAUUUUCCAUAGUGUGCAUGGUGAACAGCAACAAUACUAGUCAUUAUUUUUAUAAAUAUUUAUAAAAUACACCUGCUUUCAUAGUUAGUAUUAUUUUAGUUUGCCGACCAGUCUAACUUUAGAAUUCUAUACCUGUUUUUAAUUAAAGAUAGCAAUGGAAAUUAAAAAAAACCUUAUUAUUCAUUCUUGAUUGCGUUUUACCACCUUUUUAACUUGUGCAAGAACUGCAUAGAAUUGGAAAUAUUACAUAUAUUUUAAAAUAAUAUUUUUUAUUUGGGGGAAAACACCAUACUUUAUUUUUUUUGGUUAGAGUAACCUUUUAAGUGACUUAAAAAAUAAAAAUAAAAAAUAAAAUUCUAAUUUCAAGCAAUAAAAAAAAAAGCACAUAAAUACAACAAUAAACGUACUGCUACAAUGAAAUUCCAGCUAGAUAAUCACUCUAAUGACACGUAUUAAGAAAUCAUAUGGUGUCUUGCUUUUUUGGCUUUAGAAAGAUGUGUUUAAGGGACACUAGUUACCAGAACAACUACAGAUUAAUGUAGGUCUACUUCCUGUCUUUACAGACUUUUUUUAAUGUAAACACUGCCUUUUCAAAGAAAAGGCAGUGUUUACUGCCUUGGAACACCUUUAGUGGCCGUCACUCAUUUUGUAUUCCUGGCACUUUAGUGUUCCCUUAAACUAUAUAUCUUCAAUCCAAGUGGAUUCUUUAGAAUCUAGAAGGAAAUUAAUGUAACACUGUAUUGUGCCAGAAAUUACUUCCUACCUGGGCUCCACUACAAACCUCUCCCUGCUACCUCUCAGCCACCUGGAAUGCCAGAGGCUCCUAAGCAGGAGCAGCAGCACUGCUGGGCUUAGCUUAGAAAGCUAGCUUCUGGCUAGUGAGAAGGCUGUAGUGGAGGCUGAGAGUAACAUCUUGCAGUCUCCAGGCAAAAAGCCAAACCAUUUUUAAAAGGUUUCACUGCUUACUUUGGUGGGGGAUGCAAGGCACUACUGACACCAUAACUGCCACAAUGCGCUCUAGUGAUUCUUGUUUGGUGUGUUCCUUUAAAUGCACUGUUCCAUAUUGGAUGUGCGAUCCUACAUAUAAAAUCAUGAUGUUCAGAUCACUUUUUUUUUUUUUUUUUUCUCAGCUUGAACCAUGAUAUGACACUGAAUGAAUUCAAGUUUAUCUGGUUUAUGGAAUAUUCCCAUCGUAUGUGGGGACGUGCAGUGGGACUGGCUUACAUUCUUCCAGCUGUCUACUUCUGGAGAAAGGGCUGGUUUAAUCGAGGAAUGAAAGGCCGCGUUCUAGGCCUCUGUGGAUUUGUUUGCUUUCAGGUAAUAUACUAAAAGGCCUGCUGGAAUGGCCUUCUAAAAAACCAACAGAUUCCUUAAAAAUAUAUCACAAAAGAUACUGCUGCAGAAUGUUAAUCAACAUGAGGAUCCUUCCUUAGAUUUAUCAAAAUAAAGGGUGUAUGUCAUACAGUUAGGCUAUUAACAGACAUAUAAACCGAAAACAAUUGAGUUGUUUUUUUUUUUUUGUAAUAUUAUUGUUUAUCACAACUAAUCAGUGUUUUUGAAAUUAACGUAAUCGAAACAGAGUAGCCUAAUUUGUGAUUUGUUUGUGGACUCUGAUAUUCUGGUCUCUUUGCUAAGCCCCUGAUUUUUUUUUUUUUGUAAAGUUACAGAAGAUGCAAUCACUCAUUAACAGAACACCAGGCCAAAAAAGUAAUCUAGGAUUUAGUGCGUGUUGUUAAAUGCAUGUUUAUGGGCAAUCUGGAAGCAACAUUACCAUAUAUGUUUAUUGUAUAGGUUAUUGGGCAAGGAGUGACCCUUAACCCAUAUGCUCAUUAUACAAUUUAUAAGUGACUAAGGGCUCUUUCAUGUCAUUUUAUGUGUGAGCCAAGCCACGGGUGUGUCUACAAGUACCUAAUGGAACUUUAAAUUUUUCCGUGCUCUCACCUUAGGUAAGUGGAAAUUAAGCCCUGACGAUCUAGUGUUAGAUUACCAAUGGUGAGAAUCAACAUGCAGAUGUUCGUCAAGAAUCCGAAAAAGCCAACAGUGGCAUUCUUGCCCCAGGGCAGAAGUCCAUCUGGGUGAUUUGAAGUGUUGCUGACCAGAGCUGUGCCUCAUGCUACUGUACAGUGAUCCAUUAUGGAAUAAACAUAGCUCCAAGUAGCUUCACUCACACUUUACAUCAGGGGUGAGGUCUCCACCUGCUGGCAAAGUUAAACAAAUUGAAGGUAAACACAGUGGCGUCCAGGGACUUAUGAGAUAAUGGGAAGGACGGACCGGUAUACAUGAUACAUUCAAGAUGGAUGUAAUGUACAAUAUAAGGAUGGGGGGAGUAAGGUUUUCUAGUAUUCGUCCUUCUCCUAUGCCACUGUUCUACUAAUACUAGUACUUCUAACUAUCCCCAUACAUCUUACCAUAUGGAUGGACUGGAAGAGUGACAUGGGCGGGGAAAAGAGGGUACAAAUACACUGAAUCUUCACACGCCUGUACUGUCCUGUAUUCACACUUGUGCAUACAUAACUAAGCCCAGAUUGGUCUUUCAGUUUAGGAGAAUAAAAUUUUACUUUUAUACUGUGAAUGAGGAACUAUGUGAGAAUUGAGAUGUUAAGUGAAAAGUGUGUAAUUUUUCUUAAAAUAAUCCUGGUAACAAUCAACCUUUUUCUCUAUGCAUAUUUUGUUUUCUUGAAGGGUCUUUUAGGAUGGUACAUGGUGAAAAGUGGCUUAGAAGAAAAGCCAGAAUCUUAUGAUGUCCCACGUGUCAGCCAGUACCGUCUGGCAGCCCAUUUGGGUUCUGCUCUUGUUCUGUAUUGUGCAAGUCUUUGGACUGGUUUAUCACUUCUUCUUCCAAGGCACAGGGUAAAACAUGUUCUCUCACCUCUAGUUUUAUACAUUAAUUUCCAGAUUUUAUCAGAUGGCUACUGUAACAAGUAAAGUAUUCUUUCUAUAAUUGUGGCUGUAUACUUGUGCUGAGAUUGUUCUUGUCUCUUAACAGUUACCUGAAACCCAUCAGUUAUUAAGGCUGAGAAAAUUCACACAUUGGACAGCAGGCCUGGUUUUCCUCACAGCCCUAUCAGGUAUUUCUCACAGCAAAAAAAUAAAGUCUACCUAGUAAGCAGACAUGCAUAUAACUUAGAUCAAUAGACCUGAUCUGUAAGUUGAGUACACCAUUGGUUAAAAAUAACUGUAGAUAUUAACAAAUUGAAGUAGUUAUCGUGCCUGGAGUCAGUGAUCAUCAGGUCUCGCAUCAUUAGUAAAUGGUUUACUCACUGUUUAGAAGACAUAUGUGGUCCCAGGCAACCUAUAGCCCAGCCUACAAUGAUGAAAUUGUGGAGGUGUAGCUAUGAUCAGCUGCUUACCAUACCAGGUGUAGCAACUAGUAACGAGUAGCUCUCAGCCAAUCACUGCCAAAUCCCUGGUAUGGAUUGGUAUUUUGUAAGGAUGAAGCUUAGCUCUGCCCACACCAUACUGCCAUUGGAAUAAAGAAGAUGAUCCAGCACACCAGGGUAUGUGAAAGCACUGUAAAUGUAUUGAUGUGCAAUAACAUGCAAUGUUUAAUCCUUAUCACUAGGCCUUUGACAAGCUUGAUAAAGGUUUUGUGAUAAGACCAAAACAUUGCUUGAUAUGAAUCCUCAGUACAUUUUGAGUGCUUUCACAUACCGUGGUGUGCUGGGCCAUCUUUAUGUCGUUGCUGCUGGACAGCGGAACCAGUGUGCCUUGCAUCCAUGGAUGGUGGAUAAUAUUGAGUGCUGGAUACUUUAUUAUAUUUCUGUAUGUUGCUAUUGGAGGCCCACUUCAGUGACUCAACAUUAUAGUAGUGAUUAAGGACAAGGACUCCAGGCACCAUUACCACUUCAAUUAAUUGUUCUUUAAAGGAACACUCCCGUUAAUUUCUAUUAUUUUUGACUAUUAACUAAACACUGAAUUAUGCUGAAAUGAAAAAGUUAUCCCCCUUGAUGAGCAAAUCUGCUGAAACGCGUCAGUGCCUCAGGGCGCCUACCCGGCAAGAUCCACGUGUUGUACUAACACUGCCGUCACUUUGAUAAAAACAGAACUUGUUUCCGAAUAGGCAUCCUGUCACAGGUUUUUCAGUCUGCUCAAUUCCUCAACCUUACUGAUCUAACUUCAGAGUGGGGUGGUCCUAGUAGUAGAGCAGGCUUUUCCAAAGGGGUGCCCACGAAGGCGCAUUAGAUUCCAAGAGAUCAGUUUAUCACAUGACGUGCUAAUUAUGCCGGUCUGGGUAAAGCUUGCAAAAAGUUAAAAUUGACCAUGUUGAUCUACCACUAAUAGGGACUCUCGAUCACUGUACUUUAACCGAGAAUUCAGCUUGUAUUACCUUUACCUUAAUUAGGUUUAACAGUAGGGAGAUAAGCAUUUUAAUGCUCUUUGCAAAAGAGGCAUUUAGGAGGAAACACUAGACCCUUGCUGCAGAAGAGUCUAGUUAACAGAUAUCUUUCCUUCAUCUGGAGCCUUGAUUGCAACUAUUUGUACCACUGAAUCCUUAUAAACCUUAUUCUGAUACUUACUCUAAUAAUACAGGUACAUUUCUGUUUAAAAGCAGACACAAAUUUUCUGUGCUGUGUAAGUAAGAUAUAUUACCUGACAACAAUAGGACUGAAUAUCCUGUUCUUUUCAUUUAUUUUAUUUUUAUUCAUUGUCUGUCCUAUAUUUUUUUUUUUUUUAGUUUAAAUAUUAAACGUUAAGUUUUAUUAGCAACUACUGGUUACUGUGACAAGGCUUUACCCUAGCUGUAACUUUAUAUCUCAAUAGGAGUCUUCUGCCGGUAGAUUUUUUUUUUUUUUUUUCUUGGUUUUGUAUAUAUUCUAUUGGAUUUAGCUAUUUAGGGGUUAUCCCCCAUUUUUUGUUCUUUCUACCACCACUCUGUCUCUUCUCACAAUUUAGGCUCUAUUUUGUUUUCAAGCAAUUUGAAAAAGUUAUGAUAUUCAGGCUAAAAUGCUACAGAUUUUUUCCAUACAUUCCUUUCCUUUUUUAUUUACUUUUCAGUACACUACAAUUUGGUGUUGGUAAAUAAACAAUUGCGUUUCUUCAUGGGCGUGAAUACAACACUUUCUCCCUUUUUUUUUUUUUUUUACAAAAUAACUGCACGUUUAGACUGAGGUAAAUAUCUUCAAUAUUUUUUAACAGGUGCCUUUGUCGCAGGAUUAGACGCUGGUCUUGUUUACAAUUCCUUUCCCAAGAUGGGGGACCGUUGGAUUCCUGAUGACUUACUUGCAUUUUCCCCAACAUUAAAAAACAUCUUUGAAAAUCCCACAACAGUCCAGUUUGAUCACAGAAUCCUUGUGAGUACUGUUCAAAUACUGAUGAUCUGUAGUGCAUGCCUCAAAAAAUGAUUUGCACUAUAUUUGAACUCAUUAGCAAAACCUACACACUGUUUUGUUAUAUAAACUGGAAUAGUUAACCUAUUCCUGUAUACGUUUUUUUUAUUUAUUUUUUAUUAACUAAACAUGGAGUUAAAUGACAACUGUCAAUUUUGUUUUUUUUAUAAAAAAAAAAAAAAAACCAAAAAAACCUUGCAGCAUGUAAUGGAACGAUAGGUGUUUUAUUUUUAUUUUUUUGUUUGUUUUUUUAUAAAUGAAGUGUAUGCAAAAAUACCUGAAAACUUGGCCCUUACUUUCUCAGAACACUAUUUACACACCUUCGGCUCAACUGAGACUCCUACUUUGCUCCCUGUAGAGAGCAAUGACCUCAUCAGCCAUCACCCUGUAUGGUCUGCCUGGUCCGAAUUUCAACAACAUUGUCAAUUUUCAUAUUUUCUUAAUACAAAUGUGGACCGACUUCAGUCUGUCCGACCAAUUCUGUAAAACUGGUUCGAAUUAGGAAAUCAAUGUUUUUGCGAACUAAUCUACAAAAUCUAAAAAUUGUGCACGACUGCUGUUUAUUUACUUUAAUAGUUAUUUUGCCAUUCCAGUAUGCAUUCAAAUCCAUAUUUUUCAAGGACAGUUCUCUUCAAUAAAUUUAUAUAAGAAUAUUUUUUUCUGGAACUAUGUGACUUUAAUGCCACUAAAUAACAACAUUGUUUUGGUAUUUUAUUUUCCUUGGGUUCAUACUUCAACACUGCGGUUGCCAGAGAUUUAACAUGUCUCAAAUAUCAGAAAAAUGGCAUUGUAGUAAACAAUGAAAAGAAAUGAGAAAUUAUGCUAGUUUGAAGUGUUUAGGGACUAUAAUUUUACACAACUGUGUUUUUGUCUAUUGAUGGUAUGCAUGAAACUCAUGUGCAUAAGGUGUAUGUGUAUUUGAGUCUUGUGAAACCCUGAAAGUGAGUGGUUUGGAAUGCUGUCCCCAAAGGAAAAAUAAAAAGGUUCCAAAUACUACACGCUGGACUUCAAACAAAUUAUUGGUCCAGUAAAUUAGUAACAGCCCAUUUUGUUAAUCUUUUAACAAAAACCAAAACCAAGCACCAUAACCACUACAGCUUACUGUAGUGAUUACGGCUCAAGGAGUGCCCUGCCCCCGCCCAUUGUACAUAGUCAAACUAUUUUUCAACGUCCGCUAAACACUCUCAGCCAAAGAGAUAUGUCCUGUAUUGUAAGGCUUGGCUCAGGAGAGCUAACGGAAGUUCAUACUAAAGAACUUCCGUCUCUCUGGCAAUGAUAGAAGAGUUGUGAAGCCAUGCCCUUGGGGCCCCAAGUAAGAAGUCAAAAACAAUGCCAGGGCAGUCCUGGCACCAUAAAUACUACAGGGACCUGCAAUGGUUAUGGUGCUUUAAAUGUUCCUUUUAUUCUAUAUUGAAAUCAUACCUGCAAUUAGUGUUUUGCUUUGUAAUGGUCUAUAUUCUGAUUACAGUAAAUUUGCUUUUUUUAUUAUUAUUAUUAUUAGUAUUUUAAAUGUUAACUGUUCUAAUUGUGUGACUUGUUUGUUUUUCAUAAAUAUUUAGGGCAUCAGCUCUGUAGCUGCUAUCACUGGACUGUACUAUGUGUCUCGCAAGGUUCCUCUUCCUCGUAGAGCAAAGUUGGCCUUAAACUCCCUGAUUGCUGUGGCGUACCUACAGGUUCUAAUCUCCAUUUUUACAUCAAAAUGCUAAUGAAUAUAUUUUUAUUUCAAAACACUUUUGCAUUACAUAUUGAAGCUUACAGAAUUUAAAGCAACACUAUAGUGUUAGGAAUACAAUUUAUUUCCUGUAGCAGUUUAGAUGUCUGCCCCAUCCAUGUAUAUGAUAAAGGUAAUUUUACUUACCUUUCAUCUAUCACUCUACUGCUCCACCUUGUUAGCUGAGAUCAUUAAUCUUGAUGACCUCAGCCAAUCCAAUGCUUUACCUUAGGGAAGCAUUGGGAGGCUUGUAGGCAUGCACAGUAUAUCACACAUAGCACCAUUCAAAUGCUACUCUAGGAGCAGAAUUUGAUGAAAACAUAGUUUAGGUCUGUGAUCAAAGCAGAAACUUCUCCAGUGGCUAUCAGGAAGAAAGCCACUGGAGGUGUGUUAACUUUGCAUUGUUUUACAGAGCUGCUGCACCCAGACCAGGUUGAUUUAGUUUUUCUCAAAUCGUCUGUUUUGGCAAACGUUUUGCAAAUUAGUUGUGAGUUUUAGUCAAUUAAACCACUUUGUGUUUCAAAUCCAUUGAUAUCUGCACAUUGGCAUUGGAGUUACUCGUAGUCAAAUCACUGUGGUGAUUUGAAGUGUGGCUUUUCAAUGUUUCAUGUAAAGUUUGCCUGAAGACUAGUUUAAAAAAAUUUCCAUUACAGAGAUUUAAGGAAUACAAUAUGUAGGAUAUCUGGACAGAUCUGUUCAUCUGCAGUACUAUUCAUAGUAAUUUGUCACAGAGAUGGUAUUUAUUCUUAGCUUUGUGAAAAAAUGUGUAUUUUGUAAGGCUACCCAAAAGGUUGAUCCCCAGAUGUUGUAGAACUACAACUAACAUAAUGCAUUCUAAUCCCUGUAGAAUGACAAAGCAUCAUUGAAACUGUAGUUUUAAAACAACUGAGGAUCUACCAUUUGGGUACCCCUGUUGUAGUGGGUUCAUUGAUUUUCUUAAUUGUUGGCUUACACGCGCUAACUAGGUUCUGAACCUUCAGGUUUAACACAUAACAGAUAAGUGAAAGUGCUUGAAACAUAAAAGGAGUUAGAAUUUAGUCUAAUUAUAUAUAACUGCCUUCAUCCCACCUGGUCAUGUAGCGUUGGUACUUCACAUGAUCUUUUAAGACAGAAUUAAUCAGCAUUAAAACGAGAAAUGAUCACAAAUUAGAUAUUGAAUUGUGUUUCCUUUAUUAUGUCAUUCUGAUUAAGAAAUGCCUAUUGCAUAAACUGUUUUGAGAUAAGCCAGAAUAUGUUGUAAUUUUUUUAAAUUUAUUUUUUCAGGUCACUUUGGGUAUAAGCACCUUGUUGCUGUAUGUCCCCACUUCUAUAGCAGCUACUCAUCAGUCUGGAUCACUCGCUCUCCUCAGUAUGGCUAUCUGGUUAAUGAAUGAGUUAAGGCGUGUACCUAAAUAACCUCAUACACCAGAAGACAACAAGGAUCUAUGAAAAGCAUUCAAUUGCUGCAUAAUAUUGGGCGCUUUGUACUUUGCAUUUACCUGAUAUUCUUUUUUUGUUUUUGUUUUUUUGUUUCCUGUUUGGAGAAAAAAUUUACUUUGCAUUUGCUUCCUUCUAAAGGUUGCUGUCAUAUUACUAAUAUGCAAUAUGGUGAUAACAAAUUAAGAAGAGAUAUGUUUCACUAGACCAAGUCAAUUUGUUUACAUUUGGGAGACUAAAGUAAAUAAGUGCGCAGAGUAUAACUGAUGUGCCUUUCUAGAUAAAAUGAGUAAACAGAAAUAUGUCCAUUUCUCCCAGUUCCUGGAUAAACCAAAUUAAAGAAAUUCUACCAUGUUUAACAUUUUUAUAAUCUUCAAAUUAUUUAAUUUGUACAUAUUCCAGUGUCUAGUAGAAUUACAGUUUGUAGCAUUAUAAAUUACAAAAUACCCCCAUCCAUUUCCAGCCAAUACAUGAAAUGAAUCACAGGAACUUCCACACCUCUCUCAGGGUCCUCUCUGCCAUGCUUUAAAAUGCUUUGCUUCUGGGGUAUAUUAAAGAGACUGCAAGAUGAGGAGCUAGCACAUACUGAAUGUCUGUAUGGCUCCCUAUUUCACCAGCACCAGCACUUUUGCUUCUACUCCUGUCCUGUUAUUAAUUUUGAAUUGAAAUGUUUAGUUUACUACAUUCAAUGUAAGAUCAUUUUCCGUUUUCUGGUAUCCUUGAAAUUGCUUCUCUCUUCUGUUAAAAACAUUUUCGGAGUUGCCCUUUUUUGUUUUUAUGUAACGUAUGUGGCUCACUGUAAAAUAUGUGAUGCCCACAUGGAACAAAUGCUUAAUACUAGAACUGGAUUAUUACAUUGAAUAUCUCCACUUCAAAACAAUUAUAUAAUGAAUAAAAAGACAAAAACUGUGUAUUCUUGUAAACAUGCAUAGAUUCAGAACAUAUGGGGAUCUUUUGUAUUGUCACUGAAAGAUGGGGGAGUAAUCUACAAUGUAAUUUGCUGAUAAAAUCUGUGUUCCACAUUUUGUUGGACAAAUUGAGCAAUAUGUCCUAAUUGAUCUAUCAAAAAACAAAAAUGAAUGCAAGUGGUUGACAGCUUCUGGUAUUCAACAGAUCCAUGAUAUAUAUAUGGCCAUACAAAUGAUCUUUACCAUUGUGAUAGGCUAGUAUAUUAAGCCAUAAGUCCCACUCCAGCAUUCUCUCCCCGCCCAGGACAGGGCAAUGAACUGGGUAGCUUAAGGGAUUUAAAUAUCUCUCUUUUGACAGUGACUUCACACGCAAGUUCCUUUGAUGCUGGGGGCGGGGCUAUAAAUGUCUACUGCCAUUUUUGUUUAGAGCUGGCAGCCUGGAGAAGCCGGCGGAGCGGCUCCCGACUCACUGCUGAGCAGGUAAGCUCAGUUCGUUGGUGUGGUUGUGACGGUCAGGCACGACUGCAGCGCGUUGCGAGCAGGAGGCCGUGACAGUACCCCCCACUCGAAGACCGCCCACUGGGUGGGAAUGAGCCAGCUUGUGAGGAAACCUGUUAUGAAACGACCGGACAAGACGAGGAGCAUGGACUCUAUCAGCAGGAAUCCAAGAAUGUUCCUCAGGGCUGUAACCCUUCCAAUCCACCAAAUAUGACAACACAUCUCUAGAGAUUCUGGAAUUUAAUAUAGAGCGGACCUCAAAUUCCUCCUGUCCACCAACCACUAGAGGGGGAGGAGGUAUGAAUCGCUUUGUGUACCGGUUGCAAGUAAGCAGUUUUAAUAAAGACAUAUGAAAUGUGUUAGUAAUCCACAUAUGAGCUGGAAGGGCCAGCGAGUACGUCACAGGAUUAAUACGUCAAAGGACACGCAAAGGACCUAUGAAUCGAGAUGCUAGUUUCAUAGAAGGAACUUUCAAUUUGAUAUGACGCGUGGUAAGCCAGACCAUGUCCCUGACUUGAUAGACAGGAUUGGCACCAUGCCGUUUGUCAGCCUGGAGUUUAGUAUGUUUAGAGGCAGAUUGUAAGGCGUCAUGUACCGAAGCCCAAGUAUCUUUGAUAGAGGCCAAAUGGAUGUCCAAAGCAGGAAUAUCAGUGCUCGGAAAAUUAGAAGGCAACACAGUGGGGUGAAAACCAUUAUUUAUAGAGAAAGGAUUGAACAUUGAGGAUUCAUGAGUACUGUUAUUUCUAGCGAAUUCUGCCACGGACAAGAGAUUUGACCAGUUUGUAUGAUUUGCAUCGAUAAAACAAUGCAAAUACGAUUCUAAGCAGUGGCGUACACACAACCCAUGGGGCCCCGGUGCGAAAACUGAUCCGUGCCCUCCCCACCCCCCACUGAGUAAUGCUUUCCUACGGGCGGUUUGAAUGCGCGCGUGUCUCUUGCCAUGCAUGCGCAUUCAGAGCUGAGCGGCGGAAUCGGGGCGGAGAGAUCCCCAGUGCCAAGGGAGUCCGGCGCUGGAGAAAGGUAAGUGCUUAAGACACACACACACACACUCUCACGAACAGACGUAUACACAUUAGCUAACAGACACUCUCAUGAACAGACGCAUACACACUAGCUAACACACACACAGAUUUACUGACAGACACACACUCUGACAUACAUACACACUCACUAACAGACAGACAUACGCACAAAACACAUUCACUAACACACACAAACUAACACACUCAGUGACAGACACAGUCACUGACACUCUAACACUAACACACACUCUUAACACACACACACUCUAACACACAUUAAUACUAACACACACGUUUUUAAAAAAAAUUUAAUCCCCCGCCUCCUUACCUUUUGGAGAGCUGAGGGGAUUCCCUGGGGUCUAGUGGUAUCACCGGGCUGGUGGUGCGCGAGGGAGCUGAAGAGGAAGCACUCGGGGAAGAGUGCUCCCUCGCGCGCCAGCCUUCCCGCCCGGUGACACCAGGGCCAGCCUCGGGGGGCCCUGAGGUGGCCGGCUCCUGGGCCCCCCCAGGAGAAUACGCUGGCCACAGUAUGUACGCCACUGAUUCUAAGGCUUGCUUGGCUCUCGCCGCUUCCCCAUUUGUUUGAGGGUGAUAAGAGGAAAAAGAAAGCUCUAUGCCCAACUGUUUGCAGAAAGCAGUGCACGCCAGAAUCUAGAAACAAAUUGGGUCCCUCUGUCCGAGAGUAUGCGUUUGGUAUCCUAUUAAGCCUAAAGACUUUGCGCAAGAAUAUUUGGACAAAGUCUAUGUGGAAGCUGACGUUGUCUUGUCAGCCAUCUUGCUACUAUUAGCCAUUCUUAUGGAACAAUUUACAGUGUCCAAACUGAUUUCCUUGUACUCCUUGAACAACUUAUUUUUCCUUUUUCUGAACUAUGGAAGCUGAACUAUUAAACUAUUUUAUUAUUAUUAUUUUUUUUUUUUUUUGAGUUAUUUGGAGAGGGAAGAAGUGUUAACUGACCCAGGGAUGGACGUAGAAUGUGUGUUUUUGAUGUACGUUGAGUCUGUUAGGUAUAGCUUCUACAAGUUUUGAACUUGCAGAGAGAAGUGAAUUAUAUUUUACUUCCCCUGAGUGUAGACAGAUAAUAUUUAAUAUGCAGCCUCAAUAUUGUUUUCUCUCCCAUCAAGUUGCAUAUUGUGAUAAUUUGAUUGGACAUUUAGAUUAGUAGGUUAUUUGGAAGGAAUAGCAAAGAAAGUGCUAUGGGAUAUUCAUCUUUGAUAGUGAGGAAUUUUCCCUGUCAGGAAUUUCCCCUUGCCAUGGUCUUUUGUAUCAAUUUGCAACUCUCUGUAUUUCUCCUUUUCCCCAAACCAGCUGGCGAGGAGCCCCAAUGAACAAUACAAGACAAGGUUCAAAGUGACUUCUGACAUUUAAUGGGCUUAGCAACAGGUUUUGUUCAGCAGGAAACAGGGGUGGUCUUUACAAGCAUUAUUCAAUCCAAAUAAAAUCAUCUAUCUUAUCUUAACCUAUAGCAAGCUUGCAGGUGUAUAUUCAUGUUCGGGCCUUGCUGAACGCUAAGUUUCACGAUAACUACGCACGUAGAAUUUGUAGCUGGAAUUUUGGCACAGGUUACCCACUUAAAGCUUCAGACCACAACAUUUUAAUCUAUACCCUAGCCUUGGGAUAGGCAUCAUCUGCAAGGUCAAGGAAGUUCUUGGAAUCAUGACACGCUGCAUAUGGAUUCUGGCUAUGCUUGGUUCUGGUCCCAGAUGUACUGGGUGGACAUAAUGGGGUACCCCUGUAGUUUGUUUGUGGUCUAAGUAUCCAUUAUUUAUCCACUAUCUCUUAACCCAUCCAGUCUUACGGCUGGUUUUGUGACAACUUAUGGGAAGAGGCCACCUAAAGAACUCGCUAACGGGUACAUCUCCGAGGUGUGUUUGGCCAUGUUGGGCGUAAGCUGAUGACCCCAUUCCCACUUACACAAUUCCUUAUGGAUCUCCUAAUUUUUGUAUGUAAAUGGGUAUUUUUAAAUACCAUCAAUAAGUGGUUUUCCCCCUCCUACCAAUACCCAAGCAAACCUUCAUAUUUGCAAGUAUUUUACAAUCACAUAUGGUGUCAGCACUAAGAAUGACAUGUCUGUACAGUUGUGGUCCUCACACUGAGUUUUCUCCACUGUGAGGUUUUUUCCUGGCCCCAGAUCCCCCUGCAGACCAAGUAAUCCUAUAACCUGGUUGACAGAUGAGGGAUAGGUAUUAUUCCCAAUGAGUAUUGUGUGUAUUGUGAACACAGGAGGGGUUAAUGGAAACAAAUUGUUUUACCAAUGCAAAGCUUAGUGAGUAUUCCCCUAGACAUACAGAGCUAUAUAUAUAUAUUGUAUGUUACAAGGUGUCAGUUGCAUGUCCUGCUUUCUACAUCUGUAUUUCUUAUUACUUAGCUAAAGUAAUACUGUAUACAUAAAUUGAAAGACCAAAUGAUCAGUAGGCCUGAUUAUUAUACAAUAUACUCAUGGUUUGAAAGGGUUAAACUCACAAUUUUUAAACAUACACUAUUUUUCUGUUCUUGUGUCCUUGCGCCUGACAGCCAGCUUUCGCUAUCUUUUAUAAACAUCCUGCACUUGAAAAAAAUAGCAUUCUUUCUAGCACCUGCAAUUUUUAAUUGGGUUCCUAGUCUCAUCAGCUAAAAUGAACUAACUUACAGCAUUACGAAAUGUUAUAUAAAAAAUUAUACUGUCUGUUCUUAGACUCCUUUGAUUGGUUAAUGUUGCCUUUGAUGUAUACAUGCCUUGACAAACUGUGUUUUAUAUAUACGAUGUACCAAGCAUUAAAACGUUCGAAUGCUUAUUGAUAAUCCAUCUGAAACGGUGUGACUUUUUUGAGUAUUCCCAGCAGCUGAUUACUGAGACGAAAGAAAAGCAGAAAAGUGUUAGUGCAUAAGUCCAUGGCAGCGUAAGGGUUUCCAGACAAUGUGGUGAUUCGUCCAGCCUAACAGGGUCAAAUACAAUAGAGUGUCUUUUUUUGCACAUGAAAAUAACAGAUCAGAGGCAUAACUAGAAACCACCAACCCCCAGUGUGAAAAUUGCCCUUGGGCAUGCAUAUCAUUUCCCCCCAACCCUCUCCAUGUGUCUCAUUCUCCCUUCCCAGCCCAUCCAUGUGUUUCAUUCCCUCCCCCCAAACCCCUUCACGUGUCCUAUUCCAUCCCCCAAGCCCUCCAUGUGCUGCAUUCCCUCCCCCAGUCCCUCUAUUUUUCAUCCUG
Molecule: messenger RNA, 19244 nt
Organism: Pelobates cultripes (western spadefoot toad)
Lineage: Eukaryota; Metazoa; Chordata; Amphibia; Anura; Pelobatidae
Source: the annotation of a GenBank genome assembly